This is a messenger RNA of Penicillium roqueforti, 1596 nucleotides long. RefSeq names its product pH-signaling protein PalC. NCBI's taxonomy places the organism in Eukaryota, Fungi, Ascomycota, Eurotiomycetes, Eurotiales, Aspergillaceae. The record is from RefSeq and is a predicted model, not a curated record. The transcript is spliced from 2 exons. Bases 1 to 1596 code for a protein of 531 amino acids. Gene Ontology annotation, biological process: cellular response to pH. Gene Ontology annotation, cellular component: plasma membrane.
AUGGUUUACGCAUUUAUCCUCCCAACCGUCUCGCCUCUAUCAUUUCAAUCAUUCAUCUCCUCUGCCACUCAUCCAUCCCUCCCCCAAUCAGCCACAACAACCCGCCAUGCACUCCGCCUCGCAUUGAAGGCCCACAAGCGCCUACCCCGCGGCCCGCGCCAGGAUGCCCACCUACCCGCCGUUCUGUCCGCCUUGAACGAAUACAUCCCCUUCCUGUUCGCAAUCUCAAACGGACUGAAUGGUCGCUCUGUUACAGCGAAUUCCCAAGACGGCUACACGACAGGGGGAACGAAUAUCCGCGCCGAAGUAGUCGACAUCACAGCCCAUGCGGAGAUAGAGUCGACAUGGAGAUAUACGCUGUCAUCCUCAGGCGGGUUGAAUUUCGGGCCCGGGGGAAAUAACACAAGCGGAAACGGUAUCCGCACGCGGAAUGGACGAGUCUCUGGCCGCGGCAUCCACUUCGAAUUGGCGUUUACGCUCACAACGCUCGGUUACGUACUGAGUAGGAUGGCGCGCGCAGGAGUCGUCGCUACGUUAUACGCACCGUCUACCCCGUCCGCGGAGACUCGUACGGCUGCUGUCCAGACUGCGACACGGUAUCUCUUACAAGCUAGCUCGGUGCAUAAUCUGCUCGCGUCCUCGCCGACUUUCACCGCAGCUACUGUGUCGACGGUACCGGAGCUCGAGUCUGGUACGCAGUCUGCUUUGUCGUCUCUGGCCAUGGCGGAGGCUACAUUACUGGCUGUCCUUAAAGAUGAUGCGUAUGUUGCGGCGUGUAUCCAAUCGCGCAAUCCGAAUGAUAAAGAGUGGAUGGUCCGUGCACCUGAGAUACCGAAGGUACGCGCUCUGCUAUUUGCAAGACUAUGUGUUCGUGCCGCAGAGUACGCCGAACAAGCGGCGGCAGGUCUAGGUGCAGUUGGAUCUACGUCUGGUCGUGCAGGCCGUGUGGAUGAGGAUUUGGUCCGCUAUACCGGAGUCUUGGCUCGCGUUGCCCGAGCACGCGCCUGUCGAUUCUUUGGUGUGGAUGCGGAGCUAUCAGGCAAAGUCGGUGAGGGUAUUGCGUGGUUGCGAGCUGCACGCACUCCACUGGGCCUACGUGGAGCAGGGUCUCAGGAAGACACUACUGGGUCAGGAGGCUCUGCAAAGGGUGGACUAUCCCGUUUAAAGCGAGAAUGGACAGAGCGGCGUGAGGAGCGUCGAGUUACUAAGGAUGCUGGCGGUAGUCGCAGCGACAAAGGUCCAUUGGAUGCGGGAGAUGAUGCUGGCCGUGAUGAGGAGGGACGAGUCCUCGCGAUGCUUGAGACGAAUUGGGUGAAAAUGAAUGACACAAUGAACACGCAGAUCAUUCCACCAUCUGCACCAUUGCUCUCUAAUCUGCCUUCUGGGCGUGAUAUCCACUCUCCCCCGGCACCAUACCAGCCCCCUUCUUUAGAUGACGAUCAACUCAUGCGGAUGCGUGCCCCACCAGAUGAGAGAGAUGACGUUCAAUUCGGAAGUGACGACGAUAGUGAAGACGAUGCAGGACAACCUGAUAGUCGUGAACCUCCGGGUGCAUUCCCGGACCGGAGUGCGACAGUCUCGACCGUUUAUUAUUGA